Messenger RNA from Callorhinchus milii (elephant shark), 1534 nucleotides. Its product is annotated as potassium voltage-gated channel subfamily A member 1-like. The record is from RefSeq and is a predicted model, not a curated record. Gene Ontology annotation, biological process: protein homooligomerization; potassium ion transmembrane transport. The transcript has a single exon. Lineage: Eukaryota; Metazoa; Chordata; Chondrichthyes; Chimaeriformes; Callorhinchidae. Gene Ontology annotation, molecular function: protein binding; delayed rectifier potassium channel activity. Gene Ontology annotation, cellular component: membrane; voltage-gated potassium channel complex. The coding region runs from base 27 to 1517 and encodes 496 amino acids.
CCCCCCCUCUCUCCUUGCGCGUCGACAUGACUCGAGGCACCGGAGACCACCCGGACAACGACGGCGACGAGUCGGUGGCCCUGACCGCCCUCUCCCCCAGGGGGCAGCCCGGCAGGGGGGGGCAGGGCGGGGGGGAGCCCGAGUGCUGCGGGCGGGCGGUCAUCAACAUCUCGGGGCUGAGGUUCGAGACCGGGCUGCGGACCCUCGGCCACUUCCCGGACUCGCUGCUGGGGGACCCGGGCAAGAGGAUGCGCUACUUCGACCCGUUGCGCAACGAGUACUUCUUCGACCGCAACCGCCCGAGUUUCGACGCCAUCCUCUACUUCUACCAGUCCCGGGGGCGGCUCCGGAGACCCGCCAACGUGCCCUUUGACGUCUUCAUGGAGGAGAUCCGCUUCUACCAGUUGGGCGACCAAGCCAUCGCCAAUUUCCGAGAGGAGGAAGGCUUCUUCCAGGAGGAGGAACGCGCCCUGCCGGAGGGCGAGUACCAGCGCCAGGUCUGGCUCCUCUUCGAGUACCCUGAGAGCUCGGGUCCGGCCAAGGGCAUCGCCAUCGUGUCCGUGCUGGUCAUCUUGAUAUCCAUCGUUAUCUUCUGCCUGGAGACCCUCCCCGAGUUCAGGGAGGACCAGACCCGGCUGCACAUGUCCGAAACAGCGGCGAACGGUACCCAACUCGUGGCCAGAGACAACCCCUUCACCGACCCCUUCUUCAUCACUGAGACCCUCUGCAUCAUGUGGUUCUCCUUCGAGCUCCUGGUCCGGUUCUUCUCGAGCCCCAGCAAGCCCGGCUUCUUCAAGAACAUCAUGAACAUCAUCGACAUCGUGGCCAUCAUCCCCUACUUCAUCACCCUCUUCACCGAGCUGGUGCACCAUCAAAGCAACGGCCAACAGGCCAUGUCCCUGGCCAUCCUCAGGGUCAUCCGGCUGGUCAGGGUCUUCAGGAUCUUCAAGCUGUCCAGGCACUCCAAGGGGCUGCAGAUCCUGGGCAAGACUCUCCAGGCCAGCCUGAGGGAGCUGGGCUUGCUCAUGUUCUUCCUCUUCAUCGGGGUCAUCCUCUUCUCCAGCGCCGUGUACUUCGCCGAGUCUGACGACCCCGAUUCCUCGUUCAACAGCAUCCCCGAGGCUUUCUGGUGGGCUGUGGUGACCAUGACCACCGUGGGCUACGGGGACAUGUACCCGGUCACCAUCGGGGGGAAGAUCGUGGGCUCGCUGUGCGCCAUUGCCGGGGUGUUGACCAUCGCCCUCCCGGUGCCCGUCAUCGUGUCCAACUUCAACUACUUCUACCACCGGGGGAGCGAGAACGACGAGCAGCCCCCUUACCCGCAGGGGAGCAGUGCGGGAGAGGGGUCAGGUUCCUUGGGGGGCGAUCUGAGCAGCAACCCAUCGCUCCACAAAUGCGAGUAUCCAGAAGCCGAGUCCGACCUGGAUAUGGCGAGAGGAGAGAAACGCCAAUAUCACGACUUCUCCCCCAUCAAACAGAGCUUCGCAGACACCCAGAACAUGCUCACUCCUGUAUAAUCCCAACACCACCCCCC